Molecule: messenger RNA, 3742 nt
Organism: Haplochromis burtoni (Burton's mouthbrooder)
Lineage: Eukaryota; Metazoa; Chordata; Actinopteri; Cichliformes; Cichlidae
Product: alpha-N-acetylgalactosaminide alpha-2,6-sialyltransferase 1
Exons: 9
Coding region: 94-1443 (449 amino acids)
Molecular function (GO): sialyltransferase activity
Source: RefSeq, a predicted model, not a curated record
GUCACUUCAGUGAGAAGGAGUCAAAUCCAGAAGGGAGUGCAUAUGUGUGUCUAUGUGUGUUCAAUUUAACGGCGAAGCCUUCACUCAACAGCGAUGGCAGUCCACACAUCCAGGAUGUUUUCGUUGCUCCUUAUAAUGACAGUUUUUUUUGUGGCUUUGAUUCUAUCUCAGGAAAAGUUAUCAAAACGUUGGAUAACUUUCUCAGGAAAACAUGAACUCCGAUGGGAAAGCAUUUCGUUUGAUAUUAAACUCUGGGGACAGAAAGAAAAAACAACUGCACUGCUUUCUGUGUCUACCACAACCAGCCCAGCAAAAAAUGUUGAUUCAACACAAACAAACCCAGUGACAGAACCGAAAUACUCUACACAUGGAGCCGUGGCUGAGACUCCAAUACCUCUCCUCUACCAAGGAAAUUUCACAAAGGCUCCUCAGUGGGAUUUUGAUGAUGUCUAUAACCAGGAUGCCCCACCCAGACCAACAACAUGUGCCCAAUCACUGCAAAACUCUCAGGAUGAGAACUUCAAGAAGGGUUUUCUUCCCAACAUACGUUUGUUUCUGCACAAGGACAACAUUAACAUGAGCGAGUGGAAUCGCCUUUCACAUUUUAACAAUCCUUUUGGGUUUAUGGAGUACAAAUAUGAUGAAGUGAUGGCUUCAGUGAAGCUGAUUCCAAAGCCAAAAGAGCCACUGCUCCUCCCAAAACCAGGGGGCGAUGGCUGUGUUCACUGCGCUGUGGUGGGUACUGCGGGAAUUCUGAACGGCUCAAAAGUGGGUGCAGAGAUCGAUGCUCAUGAUUACAUUUUUCGGAUGAACGGUGCCGUUACCAAAGGUUUUGAGGAAGAUGUAGGAAAUAGAACAUCAGUGUACGUUCACACAGCGUACUCCAUCACUGCAUCACCUUCUGUUUUUGGGACAUAUGGAUACAAAUCUGCCCCUCAUGAUGAGGGAAUAAAAUAUGUGAUGAUUCCUGAGGGAAUAAGAGAUUUUCAAUGGCUCGGGGGUCUUCUCAAAGGGCAGCAGAUCUCUGGUGGCCAAUUCGACAAGGAAUGGCCAAGGGACUACUAUUCAGGGCAGUACAAUGAGAGCCGCUUCUACGUUCUACACCAGGACUUCCUCCGAUACGUGAGGAACAGGUUCCUAAAGUCACCUAAUCUGAAUGAAACAUUCUGGCCAUUAGUCAGACCAACCAACGGAGCGUUCACUCUCUUCCUGGCUUUGCACACAUGUGAUACAGUGGAUGCAUAUGGGUUCAUGACUGAUGAAUACAUGAAAUACUCCAACUACUAUUUUGAGAAGUACAUUAAAAGUAAUGUCAUUUUCUAUGCCAACCAUGACUACAUUUUGGAGAAGAAUACAUGGAAAAACUUUCACAAAAGAAAAAUAAUAAAGCUGUUUCAAAGAACGGAGCCAGAAACAAAGACAGAAACCCCGAAGCAACACUGAGUUCCCUCUUAAUGACAGAACCCACACCAUUGCUCUGUUGAUAUUCAAAGCUUGUUUCAGGCAGCACGUUGGUGCAGUGGUUAGCCUAAGAAAGUCCUGUGUUCAAAUCCACCAUAUCGCCAGGGACUAAGAUCCAGCCCCCCUGUGACCCUCAACUGGAUAAGUGGAAGAUGGAUGGAUGGAUGGAUGGAUAGAAUGAAGGUGAUCUGAUUUGUUCUAAUUUGUUUGGGAUGUUUUGCCAAUCCUAAAGGGGUCCUCAGUCCAGUAUAUAACAACAUCACAAGCAGAAAUCUUUAAAUUAAAGACAUUGAAACAUCUUGUCAGCCUAAAGGUUUAUUCCAUGGGACUUUUUGAAAAAGAAAAAGAAAAAGAAGUGUAUGUCUGUAGGUUAUUUUUUAUAUUAUGAGACAACCUGAUUGCUUUUAGCUGAAGGUAAAAGGACUCCUCCAAGGUUUAUAACUCUAAACUGUAACUAAAUUGUCUCAAGGUUUAGAUUAUUUAUUGUCAUUAUGUUACAAGAACGUAACAAAAAUUUCAGUGGUGCCCUCAGUGAUAAAGAAAAUACAAAAAAGAUCAAUAAAUAAGAUUAAAACAGGGCAAAAAAUCAAAAAGUUAAAUGGAGAAGACUUUAGCACUCUUUAGAGUACAUGCAUACUGAUAUGCAAAGAAAAGUUGAUGAUACUGUAAACAAACACGUAUGGAUCAGUAUUUAAGGUUUGACUCUCAUCAUCCACUGGAGCACAAAUUGGGUGUCAUCAGGACACUACAACAUGGAGCGAACACCAUCCCCACAGUUACAGUGGCCAGGGAAGCAGAAGAACAUAUCGUGAUUAUGCCAGCUGGACAUUUGUUAAAGCUGGGAAGGCACCUAAUGAAAACUUCAGCCAAUCCAGGAGAGAAAGACAACCGCUGACUGAGCGAAAACCCUUAGUGAUCUCUUACGUGUCAGGAGUAUUGCAGCAGUUGAGACACAUUCUCUUUAAACUCUUUGGAUUACAAACCUCAAAACGCACUGCGCCAAAGAUUGGCCCACCCCAAGGAUCGGAUUCCCCGACACAAACAGAGUAACAUAGAUUACGUUGUUAGGUGCCAGGAGGAUUGUCAUGAUUUAUACGUCGGGGAACCCGACCUGGCUAAGCAGAUGGGACAACACGGAAAAGCUAACUCGUCAGGCCAGGACUCCACAGUCUAUUCACACCUACACGCCAGUGGACACUGUCAAUGAUGAGGAUAUACACAGGGAGCAAUGCUGGUUUGAGUGGGGAGUCAAGGAGGCCAUUUACGUAAAAAGGGAAAAAGUGAAAAGGGCAAGACAUCUUUUGUAUUUAUUGUUUCAGUCUUGUGUUGAGUUGCCCCACAUUAUUGUGUGUUCCCUUCUUUUUCUGAGAGUCUCCUACUGUUUGUUACUAUUUCCAUUCCCAUUAUAUCCCAGUAAAUCCUUAAUUUUUGCUUUCAGUUUUUGGAUAGCGUUUUCCCUUCAAAGCACUUUUUCAUUUCUUAUUCAGAUAUUCAAGUAAAUUCAAAUAAAAUGUGCAAACAGCAAUAGCACUGUCGAAUACUGAAAGCCUCAGCCAACGUUUUAGAAGCCUGAAAUCCCCUCAAUCACAUUCCUUUUUGCAAUUCAAAUAAAAAAAGAACUGCUCCCUUCAGGAUUCAAAUCAUCAGAACCACUUUGUAUCGCAUCCUUCACUAUCUUACUACAAGUAAAAGGUGGUGUCUGUCAAACAUGGCCAACAUGUUUGUUCUGUUUGUUUUUUCCUUAUUGAAAAAUCGUUCGAUCACCCCCUUCUUUGAGUGCAUGCAACCUAACCUUUUCAAAGUAAUAGCUUCAACUUACUUAACACGUACAUUUUCAGAUUCUGAUACUAUAACAAUUUGCAUUUUAUUUUAGUAAAUAUUUAGUAUAUUUUUGUUACUGUACAAUGCAAUGAUAGUGUUAAGUUAAUUAAUUAAAAAUAAAAUGCUCAACUGUACUAAAUAAGUACAGAAUUACUUAUAAGCAGGGUUAAUUGUUUUUAAUUGUGUCAGAAGCACAAAUAAUAAUAUUUGUUGUCAAAAUUGAUCAAAUCAUAUUGAUUUCUUGAAUAUGCUUUUUUGUAUAUAUACAACUGCUGCAAUCCCACUCUAAUUAAAGGAAUUCUAUACCAAAAAUACUGCAAAUGUAACAGUUAUUCACUUGACGAGUAACUCAGGCAGCUUGAAACACUAGAUUUAUUUUUGCAUAAAAGCACAGUGUGGAUAAACCGAAUCUCUUUUAAAGGGGUAGUUUUAAAUGAAGUUUAACGAGAGAAGAAAUUCU